Messenger RNA from Colletotrichum navitas, 1000 nucleotides. RefSeq names its product adenine phosphoribosyltransferase. Gene Ontology annotation, biological process: adenine salvage; AMP salvage. Lineage: Eukaryota; Fungi; Ascomycota; Sordariomycetes; Glomerellales; Glomerellaceae. Gene Ontology annotation, molecular function: AMP binding; adenine phosphoribosyltransferase activity; adenine binding. The record is from RefSeq and is a predicted model, not a curated record. Gene Ontology annotation, cellular component: cytoplasm. Bases 23 to 694 code for a protein of 223 amino acids. The transcript has 2 exons.
UCCCCCCUCUUCUCUCUUCACAAUGUCCACCGAACAAACCCCCGUUUCAACCGACGCCUCUCAGGCACCAAUCAACCCUCUGGCCGCCCAUCCCAUCAACCCUCAAGAUGCCCAGGGACGACAGCCCGCCUCCUCCUCCGCCCCCUCCUCCGAACUCACCAGUGGGAAGGUGAGGCUCAAGGGCGCUCUGCGUCACUUUGCCGACUUCCCCAUCAAGGGCAUCGACUUUGUCGACAUCAUGCCUCUCUUCCUCGACCCCACCGUCCACCAGGCUCUCGGCGAAGUCCUGGAGUUGCAGGUCAAGGAGGGUUUCCAGACCCUGCCCGACGUGAUCGUCGGACUUGACGCCCGCGGUUUCCUCUUCGGUCCCGGCAUGGCCCUCCGUCUCGGUACCGGCUUUGCCCCGGUUCGCAAGCAGGGCAAGCUCCCCGGCCCGUGCGUCACCGCCGAGUAUCAAAAGGAAUACGGCUCCGACUUCUUCCAGAUGCAGGAGGACGCUAUCAAGCCUGGCCAGAAGGUUCUGAUUGUUGACGACAUCAUUGCCACCGGCGGCUCCGCGAAGGCGGCGGCAGACCUCGUCAAGAAGCUGGGUGGUGACAUUAUCGGCUACCUUUUCAUCCUCGAGAUCCCUGGCUUGAAUGGCCGCGAGAAGCUCGGAGACACCAAAACCAUCAUCCUCCUCGAAGACGCAUAAACCGCUUUCUGUUCGGAUGGCGGCCCCGUCGGCCCUAUACACAUAUCCGAACAACCGCAUCCACUGUUGGUAAACAGGGCUACCGUCUCUAUUCGACAAAGUCGGAACGACCUGGGCAUGCGACGGUAUAUAGAUGCCUACCGUGAAACGACUCGGCCUCGGGUUUCCAGGGGGUGGAAUGGUUGAUAUUUAACUUCAUUUCGGCUCCUUUCCACAAGGAAACGCUCGAAAGAUGAUACCGCGUCGGCGUUAAGGAAUAUCAAAACUAAAGGUUGGAUGGCAUACUGAUUGACAAAGGCAACAAAU